Messenger RNA from Chaetomium globosum CBS 148.51, 789 nucleotides. RefSeq lists its product as uncharacterized. Lineage: Eukaryota; Fungi; Ascomycota; Sordariomycetes; Sordariales; Chaetomiaceae. The coding region runs from base 1 to 789 and encodes 262 amino acids. The transcript is spliced from 4 exons. The record is from RefSeq and is a predicted model, not a curated record. Gene Ontology annotation, molecular function: protein binding.
AUGGUCGAUGUUCCGGCGGUGCUUGUUUCGAUCCCGUUCUUGGCCGACACCAAGCCGCAUCACCGGCGUCGCAUCAUCAAACAAGCUAUAAACCAGUUACCCGAAGAAACCCGGCGCCGGGUCUACAGUUUGAGUCGGGGCUCGUCAAAGUACGAGGUGGACGCAAUCAUGGGGUCCAACUCAAAUACCAUCACAGUGGGCGAGGACGAAGUCCACGUCGGCUUGUUCACGGAGGCUGCGAGGAUCAACCAUGCGUGCAGACCGAACGCAUACUACAGAUUUUCAGAACGUCGGUUGACUAUGGAAGUGGUGGCCUUCCGCGCUAUUCAGCCAGGCGAGGAAAUUUUCAUGAGCUACGUUCCUCUCGAAACACCAGUGGAAGAACGCCGAAAAUACUUGCAAGACCACUGGGGUUUCAACUGCGCCUGCUCGCUCUGUCGCGCAUCGAAAUUGGAUGCCGACAAUUCCGAAGCUUGGAGAGAAAAGGUCAAGAGUCUGAAAUCAACAAUCCUCGAUGCGAGAAGCCAAGAGUAUUACCAACACGCAAUUGUCAUGACGGAAGAGUGGCUUCAGGUCUCCGAAUGGGACAUGACCCCGCCUUUCAUGCCUGAUUACCACGAUACCCUCGCAGAUCUCUACUUUCUGAAAGGAGACAUGGUGAAUGCUACAAGAUACGCUCGCAUGGCUGUGGACGGGUGGGCAAGGUUGGGUAGCGUGGAUGAGGAGCAACUGGAAAGGUCUGCGGCGUUCCUGCACCGUGUGGAUGAGUUGAACGAAAAGGGAAGGUGA